AUGGGGUCGCUGCUCUUUAACGCAGCACUCUUGGGCGGCGGCUUCGUGCUGGGCCGCGUGCGGCUACUACCACUCGCUGCGCAGGCUCUAGAUGAGCUCAUUGCAUUAUCUGCUCUGCGUAUGGUUGUCAUGGCUACACUUGUGUCGCUACUGGUGGCGUUUUACGUCCUCGUCAUUUUGCUGCCACUGCGCUGGGUGGCGAAUCAAGAAGCGCAAAGAGCUGCUGGGAGACUGAACGAGCCAGAACUGACGUCGUUUCGACGAGAAGCGCGACGUCGUGGGAGCUUUAGUGUGGAGUAUGUGUCUGACAUGAAAGCUCAUGUGUUUGCUUACUGCUAA
Molecule: messenger RNA, 339 nt
Organism: Peronospora matthiolae
Lineage: Eukaryota; Oomycota; Peronosporomycetes; Peronosporales; Peronosporaceae
Source: the annotation of a GenBank genome assembly